Molecule: messenger RNA, 1451 nt
Organism: Rhodofomes roseus
Lineage: Eukaryota; Fungi; Basidiomycota; Agaricomycetes; Polyporales; Fomitopsidaceae
Exons: 3
Coding region: 296-1021 (241 amino acids)
Source: RefSeq, a predicted model, not a curated record
UUCUGACUGCCUUCUCACCUGAUGGCCUUUACUCUCCGCUGAAUUGUGUGUGUUUGCAAGACGAAGUUCACCUUGGUGCAGCUCCCAGUUAUUCUCGAGGAUGGCCACAAAGCUCCCACGUCUCUCUCUCUUGGGCGUCGGUGCGGUAAUCGGCUUCGGAGGUCUUUGCUGUAGCAUUGCUACCUUGCCGUACUUGAGUACCAUUGCGUACUGAGUACGUCGUCGCAUUUCAAUCGCUGCUCCGGGUUUUUGAGAACACGUAGUGGGUGCUUUGCUAGUGGCGCGCGGACAGGCAAUGAGAGCAAGAUCGUCGAAAGACGAGCGCACGGACGAGCGCCCUUUUGUUGAACCGGCGCCUAGGCGACUGUGGCUUGCGAAGGGACACGGCGCGAUGCCGGCAUAUCCCGCCCUCGGACCCUUUAGUGCUGCAGGCCAGUUACGCUGGUCUGCGAAACAAGGAGAAGGGAACGCGAGGAGGAGAUGUUACAAAUUCAUUCACGCCGGCUUCGUCCCUGACCUAUGGUACGGACCGCGAAGACACGUCCGCCAGGAAUCUACGGAGAUCCCGUCCACGACGAAUGGGCCGCCCUUGUCGCCUCGCUGGGAACGCAUAUACUUCUCAAACGGACGCGGCGUGAAGGAGAAAAAGGAUGAUUUCCGGCGUUGUCUACGAUUACAUUGCAAGACUGCUUGCUCUCGUUCCCCGUGCAUCUACAAUCCUCCAUCUUCGACAAGCGCCAUGUGCGGCGAGCCGCCUUCCUCCUGUCCACCGACGAUAUCCCUACGAUCCGACUUGCGAACGACACAAGAGUACCGUUCCGAUCAACACCCCAACCUCCCGACGGAAUACUGGGUACUGUCCACUUCGGGAGCGGAGUCGAUGUUGCAAUGGGCUCCCACCUGUCCAAUGGACUCGACAGUGUAUUCGACGACGCCGGGCUACCCGUGUCUGUCGACGGGCCCUGUCCAGGCAAGCCCGUGGUCGCCACAUCUAGCGGCGGCCUCGCAACCCCAGCGGUGAUGAUGGGUAUGAUCAUCGACCGCGCAUCGUAGACUGUCGUAGCCAGAUCUCCGUGCUCAUGGAUUGGCGACUGUGGUAGUCUUUCAGAAUCAACCCGCAAGCAAUGGUCGAAGAUACGCACCAACAUCGAGGACUGAUAAGCUGCGUCGAGCGGUAGUCCCGAUGCAGUCGCCUGUGCCGACAACACAGGCGGCCACGACGUAUACUCUACGUUGGACUCCAACCGAAGGACACCAUGCUCUUGGUUCGGGGGCUGUGGCGGUGUCUUAGGAUCAACCCGAACGUAUCGCUCGAAGAUACGCACCAACAUCGAGGAGUCAUAGGCAACGUCGAGCGGAAGCCCCGACGACACAGUCGACUGUGCCGACAACACAGGCGGCCACGUCGUGUAUUCUACAUCGGUCUGCAAUACAUAUCAAGGUAAGCAUGC